Messenger RNA from Drosophila sechellia, 10502 nucleotides. RefSeq names its product tenectin (gene tnc). The record is from RefSeq and is a predicted model, not a curated record. Bases 396 to 8834 code for a protein of 2812 amino acids. The transcript is spliced from 7 exons. Gene Ontology annotation, cellular component: extracellular region. NCBI's taxonomy places the organism in Eukaryota, Metazoa, Arthropoda, Insecta, Diptera, Drosophilidae. Gene Ontology annotation, molecular function: protein binding.
UGAAUUUUAUGAAGCGGUUGUAUCUUGGUGGUGCCCCAAGCAGCCGAAACGAACCGCCAACAGAGAACAUCACCAUCCUCAGUUGGCCAAAACCAUUCCUUUGCCUUUUACCUCCAGUGGAUUACCUUUGCCCUAAAGAAAUAUAAAAACCAACAAGCAUCGCAGCUAAAACUGUCAAGUGAACAAACAACGAGUUGAACAAACCCAUGAAGUGCGCGAAAUGUUGAGCUAAGUGUAAAAGCGAUUUAAAGGAUCUUAUAACUCUGUGGAGAUACAAAUCAAAGAUACAAAUCGAAAGCAGAAAGAAAGUGGCUAGUGAUCCCCCAGAAUUCUUCGCUGAGUUCUAAACGACGAAAUCCGUUCUGUUACUUGCGUGAAAAAGUUACAACCACAAGAUGACAAGAAGACGUUCGAGUCCGCCGGGACUCGAGGAGCUGCUGUAUCUGGCGCUCGUCCUGCUGGCCAUGGUCCUGAUACCCACACAAGCCGCCCCGGUCCAGGAGUACACGGAGAUCCAACAGUAUUCGGAGGGAUGCUACUACAACUAUGCGCAUUACCAGGAGGGCGACCGUAUCAUGACCAAUGAGCCGUGUCUGAACUGCACCUGCCACAACCGCAUGCUGAUGUGCUACCUGCGCGUCUGCCCCUUCACCAAGCCCAUUGGACACGAUUGCAUCGUGGAGAAGCGGGAGGACCAGUGCUGCCCCAUCAUCACCUGCCCGGAAGUGCCCGUGGAUGUGCCCUACCACUCCCCGGAGCCCGGAACCGAAUUGAGCAUUCCCGAGAAGUUCGGCUGCAGCAUCGAGGAGAAGUUCUACCCGGAGGGCGCCCAGGUGCCAUCGAAUCCCAAUAAACCUUGCGAACUCUGCUACUGCAUCAACAACCAGACCAAGUGCGUCAUGCAGGAGUGCACUCUGCACGUGGACGGCUGCCUGCCCAUCUACAACAAGGGAUCCUGUUGCCCAGUGCGCUACAGUUGCGACCAUGAAAACGAGUUGGACUUUGUGGACCAGUCGACCACGACGACAACCACUACGGUGCGACCCACCACUGGAUUCAUCCUGGCCAGCACCAUGACACCACCCACCACCACUGACUGCAUCCACGAUGGCGAGAUCUUUGCGGAUGGAGCCUCCCUGAAGGGCAAGAAUGCCUGCGAGCACUGCUACUGUAUGCGCGGCGACAUCGUGUGCGCGGUGCAGGAGUGCGAGGUGCCCAUGAUGGCGGCCAAUGGAAAGUCCUGUCGCGCAAUGCCAGCAGCCGAGGGCGAGUGCUGUCCGAGCAACUACGUCUGCGAGGACGACAGUGCCACCACCGAAAUUGUUGAGAUCACCACGCCAGAGAGUGCUACUUCGGUUCCGGCCAAGGGCAUUCAUGCCGAGAUUCCCAAAGAGGAUGUGGAUCUGCAGGAACACAUCGAUGACGAGGAUAAGAAUAAGGAGACCGCCACAAUUCCUUCCGCCGAGCUGGGCAGCGGUGAGGUUGAGGUGGAGGAAGAGGAAAGGGAACAGGAUAAGAUCACUACGGUUGCACCUGUGCACGUUACGGACGAAAAGGACUUCUCCUUCGAGCCCGAAUCAUCCACCGCCGGCAUUCCUUCCGAUUCCAGGAUCGAUUUACCAUCGUCCACCGAAGAUUCCAAGGAGUCAUCCACUGAAGCUGCCGAAGAAGAUAUCGUUAAGAUCGUCACCACUCCAGAGCCUGAGGGUAGCGGCGAAGAUGAUGUGCCUAAGCCUGCCCAGAUUCCCGAAAAGGAGAUCACUGAAGAUGAACUCAUUAAGGUCAGCACCUCUGCUCCAGCCAAGGCCAGUCCCGAAGAGGAAGUGGUUAAGGCCACCACCUCGGCGCCAACGGAGGAAGACGUUAAGCCAACAACCGCCGGAACAACUAGCGAGGAAGAGGAAGAGGGCAAGCCCACACCUGCAGAGGAAGGAAGCGGUGACGAGGAGAAGGACGUCAAGGUCACUGCAGCUCCAGAGGAAACCGAAGAUGAACUCAAGCCCACUUCUGCCCCAGUGGCAAGUGAUGAGAAGGAACAGGAGCCCAAGCCAAGUGAGGGUAGUGGUGACGAAGAGCUGGAUGUCAAGCCCACAACAGCUCCAACGGCAGGUGAAGCGGAUAAGGAUGCCACUCCAGCUCUCGAAGAGGUAGAGGAGCAGGAUGAAGGCAAGUCUACUGAAGCUCCAACCUCUAUCGAUGACAUUGAGCCAGCCAAGCCAACUGAAUCCUCUGAGGAAGCUAGCGGCGAGGGAGAAGAUGUUGGAAAGGAAACCACACCUGCUGGAGAGGCCAGCAUUGCUGGUGAGGAGGAGAUCGUUAAGGGAACCACACCAGCUGGAGAACCUAGCAGUGAAGGCGAAGAGGAGAUCGUUAAGGGAACCACUCCUGCCGAUGAAUCCAGUAGUGAAGGUGAUGAUGAACUCGCCAAGGUCACCACACCUGCCGGUGAACCUAGCAUUGUUGGAGAAGAAGAGAUUGCCAAGGAAACCACACCUGCCGGAGAACCUAGCAUUGCUGGAGAAGAAGAGAUCGUCAAGGUCACCACCCCCGCUGGAGAAUCUAGCAGUGAAGGCGAAGAGGAGAUCGUCAAGGUCACCACCCCUGCUGGAGAAUCUAGCAGUGAAGGCGAAGAGGAGAUCGUCAAGGUCACCACCCCUGCCGGAGAAUCUAGCAGUGAAGGAGACGAAGAGAUCGUUAAGGAAACCACCCCUGCCGGAGAACCAAUCAGUGAAAGCGAAGAGGAUGUCAUCAAGGCCACCACUUCAGCUCCCAAAUCCGACAUCGAAGGCGUCAAGGAACCUGAGACAGCCACAGAAGUACCAGCAGAAGAAGUCGAGGACUUCGCCAAACCCACAACGCCAAUCGCUGAGGCUGAGGAAGAACCCAUUGCCGGAACUCCUAUUCCAAUUGACGAUAUCAGUGGUGAAGAGGAGAUUGUUAAGGGCACCACUCCAAAGGCGCUCGAAGAGCAGCCAGAAAUUAGUGAAGAAUCUACCGAGGGGCCAGUCGCUGAGGGCGAUCUUUCGAGCUCGACCAGUGCUCCAGCAAUCGCCUCCUCGACUGAAGGUGUCCACGAUGCUGCAAUUGAAACGACUUCCACUGCACCUGCCCGGGCUGGAGACAAGGACGAAGCUGCCACCACAGUGCCUACGGCCGAAGACAAAGAUGAUGAAGAGGUUGAACAGGAUGCCACAGACUUGCCAGUCGAGGAUGUUGUCCAAAGCACAACUGCAAAGACCACAACCACCGAGCAGCCCAAGGAGGAGUCCUCUACUGAGGCUGAGGACGCUGAAAUCGAAGUUACCACUAGCAGUCCCGUCGAUAAGCAAGAGGUACCAGAAGCUGAACCAACAGACAAGGAUCAUAAGGAUAAGGAAGAUGAACAGACCGCCACUGAUUUGCCAAUCGAAUCUGAUGUUGUGCCACCUGUUGUCGAUACCGAUGCCACUACGGGUCAGCCUGAGACCAGUGAUGAGACGGCUACCGAUAAGCCACCAUCUGUUUAUCUGCCCCCUGGUGGAGAGAAGGAUACUGAGAAAGAAGACGGAACUACUGCUACGGAGCCCUUUGUCCAAGAGGAACCAUCUAAGCCUGUGGAUAUCUCUCCAGUGUCCCAGGAAGUUCCUUCCAGCACUGCUAAUGUUGACAAUCGCAACGACUUCGAAACGGAGAAACCAACGCUGCCGCCAAGUGGCGAUGAUCAGAGCUCUGAACCCAUGCCCGCCAUGGAUCUGCCCGCUGCUAUUCCUGGCGAAGGUGACUGUCUGGUGCAAGGCAAGACCUAUGCCAACAACACCAUCGUUCCCGCUACCGCACCCUGCGACGUGUCCUGCAGAUGUAUCAGCAGCCUCGUGGCCUGCCAACAGAUGGAGUGCAAGUUGCCCGAGAACCUGGAGAAAUGUACCGUGGCUGCCGAUCUUCUGGAUGGUUGCUGUCCCACUUACAUUUGCGAUGAGAGCAUUGAAAGUGCUGAAAAGGAUGAGGAAUCUACCUCCAAGCCCGACGAUAAGAUCGACGAGGACGUCUCAGAGAUCAGCACUGAGGAGAUUCCCAAGGAUGUCAUCAUGCCUACUGGCAUCACUGAGCAGCCUCUAUCUCAUGUCAAGCCCGAUGAAGAGAUCCAACCAGUGACCUCGAUUCCUCAACAGGUUGAUGAAUCAACGACAGCUAAGGUUGAUGAGAAACCAAUUGAUGAAUCCGCUGAGGAUAAGAAACCAAUUGAUGAAUCAGAGGAGGAUUCGAAACCAAUUGAUGAAUCCGAGGAGGACAAGAAACCAGUUGAAGAAUCUGAAGAAGAUAAGAAACCGGUUGAAGAUUCCGAAGAGAAGGAGAAGCCAUCGCCGGCUGUCACUCCAGCGGGUGAGAUUGAAAAGGAUUCCAAGCCCGAGGACGAAAAGAAGACUGAUGGUGACUCUGCGGCGCCCACUGAACAGCCAGAGGCUACAACUCCCGCCCAGAUUGCCGACACUGCUGAUGAUAAGCUGGCCACCACAUCUGCUCCUGUUUCUGGUGAAGAUAACCUCAAGCCUGCCGAUGAAAAGAAACGCACUGAGACAGCGCAGAUCCCAGAUGCUGAAAUCCCUGCUAGCACCGCUGAGCCCGAGUCCUCGACUGAGCUACCCACUGUUGAUCUUGACAAGAAACCAGAGGAAGAUUCAACUAAAGCCACCGAGGCGCCUGAGUCUGAUAAGGUUCCUGAAGUUUCGACCAGUGCUCCUGCUGAAGAUGAGAUUGAGGAGUCUGACAAAUUCACGACUGUCGCUCCACCAAAGAUUUCCGCUUCUGACGAAACAGAGCCCGCUGCUGAGGAAGAUCUCGUUCCUGCAACCUUUGAGCCCAUCGAAAGCGAAUUUGAAGUCAGCACCAAGAAGCCAGCCGUGCAAGGACCACCACUGCCCACUCUUGCUCCGGCUCAGCCAGAGAAGAAACCAGUCGAUGAAGAGGAUUCCACUGAGGCUGAUAUCAGCACCGAACCAAGCGCUGAAGUUGAAAAGGAAACGUCUGGAGAAACAUCCGAGUCGGACAACAAAAUCGAUGCUGGUGCUCCUACUACUCCUGUUUCUGUUUCUGCUAAUGAGGACAAGGCCCCAAGCACUGAGAAGACUGUCGAGGCCGACGACAAGUUCACCACUGAUCCGCCAGUUGCUGGUGAUGAAGAGGAGUCCAAUUUGCCCAAGCUACCACAAGAUAUCUUUGAAGAGGAGGUGCCUGCUGCGGUUACCACCGCUGCUCCAUCGAAGGACGACGGUAAACAGAAGCCAGUCGAAGUUGAAGAGCAACCGAUCGAAGAUGGACAAAAGCCUAUUGAUGACGAAACCUCUACACCUGCUUCAUCUGAAAAUGAGAUUGAGCCUGAAUCUGACCGUGCAACCACUAUUGCUCCUACUAAGGAAGAACCUUCCGAACCAUCCACUGGUUCUCCUACUAAGGAUGAAUCUGCGGAACCAUCCACUGAUGCUCCUGAGUCUGAUGAGAGCAAGGAAACGCCUGAGUUCGAAGUGCCCACUACUGUUGCUCCUGCUGGUGAGAAGAUUCCAACAAGCAGUAUCACUCCCGAUGAGGAACCAACUGCCACUUCUGCUCCUGUUGCCAAGCCUGAUGAAGAUGUAGAGAAAGAAACCAGCACCGAAAUACCCACUGACACUCCUGCAUCGUCUGAAGAGGAUGAGGAUUCCUCCACUGAUCAAACCCCAUCUGAGAUGCCAGAAAAGAAACCCGAAACUCCUGCACAGACUCCAGAAGAAGAAGAGGAUAUUGUUGGCGCAACUGCAGCUCCAACGACCUCUGAUGAAGUGCCCGCUGUCCAGAGGCUGCCUGAGGAAGUCCUUGCUGAGAUUCCGCAGCCCUCGACUGAAACUGGAAUUAAACAGCAAGACGAAACAACUGGUGCACCUAUUGACCGCAAGGAACCCUAUGUUACUGAAAUCGAUGAAGAAGCCACCACAGUGGCUCCUAUCUCCGAAAAGGAUGAGAAGCCAACUGAGGAAGAGAAACCAAUGGAGCAGAAGCCAACUGGAGAAGAGCCAUCCGAGGAAGAAGAGAAGGAGAAACCCAUUGAACAGGAUGUAUUCACUGAGGGACCAGCUUCUACCGAAGCUUCUGAAGAUGGAUCCACCGAAUCGUCUGAGGAAGUUAAGCCCUCGACUGAGAGAGAAGUUGCCGAGAAGCCUGAGGACAAGCAGCCUUCUUCGACUGCCCAGGCUCCAGUUGAGACAAUUCCCGAAAUCUCCACUGAACUGCCAGCUGAAGAGGCCGAUGCCGAAAAGCCCACAAGCGAGGCUCCUGUUGACGCCGAGGAAGAUACCUCCGCUCCGUCCGACGAGAAGAUUCCCUCCGUUUCUGGAGAGGAAGUCGAGAGCCCAGAAGUCACAACUGCCUCACCUCAAGCUUCCGAAGAAGACGAACUUAAGACACCUGCGGAGAGUGAACCAUCUUCCACCGACAAGGUACCAGAAACUGAAGACCAGAAGCCCGAGGACGAGAUCAAGGCUGAGGAGACCCCUGAGUCUGCUACCCAAGUAUCUGAUGUGGCAUCAUCUACAUCAGCCCCAGUUGCUGGUGGAGACAUUGAAAAGGACGAACAAGCCACCACUGCUUCUCCUGAAGAGGAGGAGGAGGAAGAGAUCAAGCCAACCUUCGCUCCAGCUGCUGAAAUUCCUCAACCAUCCGAGAAGGAGCCCGUGGAUGAGCAAGAAGUGGAAUCCGGAACCAAUGCCUCUCCAGCAGAGUCUGACGAGCAGCCCAUUGAUGAAAUUGCCCCUGCAACAUCUGGACCCAUCGAUGAGGCUUCCACAGUCGUUCCUCCCAAGGAGGAAUCCACAACCGCUGGUAGCGCAACUUCUCCAGCUGUCCACGACUAUGAAAUUAAGGAUGUCACCACCGUGCAACCAGUUGCCGUUGAGAAGGAAGUGGCUGCUCCUCAGGACGAAACGAAGACAUCCAUUGAUGUGUCCACCGAUUCUCCCAUCUCCCAAGAUGAUGAGAAGCAAGACAAAACAGAGGCUCCAGUUGCACCCACCACUGUUGCAUCGCCGGCUGCUGAUUCUGCUGUUGAUUCUACUACUCCCUCAGUGGAGGUUCCAUCUGCUGUUGAAAUCGACACGAAGCCAAUGGAUGAAAUCAUGUCCCAGACUAUUGCUCCCCAUACCGCCGAUGAGGCUGCGUCCACGUCCACUGAAGAUGAAGACCAGUCUCCCGUUACUGUGUCUCCUCAGGAUGCUGACAAGACUCCAGUUUCCGCGGCUCCCCAGGAUUCUGAUAAGACUCCGAGCUCAGAGGCUCCCCAGGAUGCCGACGAAAUCCCAGCUACAGCGAUACCUCUUGACGAAGACAAGAUCCCAGCCACUGUGGCUCCACAGACUGAUGAUGAGGUUCCAGCUACCGCAGCUCCUCUUGAUGAAGACAAGAUUCCAACUACUGCGGCUCCUCUUGAUGAGGAGAAGAUCCCAUCCACAGCAGCUCCUCUUGAUGAUGACAAGAUUCCUGCUCCAGUUAGCCCCGUUGUUUUCGAUGUGGAGCCAAGCAACGAGAAGCCUGCUGUAUCUGAGUAUGAUGGUGAAGACAGCACCGAACCACCUGUCCAUGAUGUGGAGACCAGUACUGAUGAGCCAACUGCUGAUGCCAAACUGAAGCCACCUACUUCUGCCCCUGCUACGCCAUCUGAAUCUCCAGUCACAGAGGCGGAGAUUGUGCCAGAAACUGCAGCUCCAGAGCUUGAAAAGGAGGUGCCAGAUAAGGCCACGGAACAACCUAAGCUUGAGAAGGAGACUCCAGAGAAGGCCACCGAACAACCUGAGCUUGAGAAGGAGACUCCAGAGAAGGCCACGGAGCAGCCAGAGCUGGGGAAGGAGGUGACAGAUAAGGCUACAGAGCAGCCAGAAUCGGUCGAUGAGAAGACCACUCCGGAGCCAGUCGUUAAGCCCAGCUUGGAUUCAGCGGAGGAGGAUGAAGAGUCCGUUGAGUCCGAGGAGGAAUCCGCUGACAAGAAGGACAAGAACAAGGGGACAGAGGAAGAUGCUGACAAGAAGCCAGAGGAGCCUGAGGUACCAGCUGUAGUUUCGGAGAUUCCUCAACCAAGUGAAGAGGCCGUACCCACCACUGGUCACCCACUGUUCCCGCACCUUGCCAGCAGCACCACGACGGCGCCAGCCAUCGACGACCGUGUGGGCGAGGAGGAUGAGGAGAACACCACUGUCAAAUUGAGUAGCUCCACCACCACCAGCACCACAGAGGCUCCAGUGACCAGCGCACCAUCGACGACGACGGUGGCCAGCCAACAGCAACAGCCGAUUACCCCGCCGCCCUACGGCCACGCCCCCGAGUACGAGGAUGAGUACGACGAGGAGGAGGUCUUCGGACCCGGAACAUGCCGCUACGCCGGCAAACUGUACGUGUCCGCCCAGCAGAUUCCACGUGACGAUCCCUGCGACUUCUGCUUCUGCUUCCGAAGCGACAUCAUCUGCUUGCAGCAAUCGUGCCCGCCGCCAAUUGCCGGCUGCCACGAGGAGCCCAUCUCCGGCUUCUGCUGUCCGCGCUACGAGUGCCCCGUGUCCAUGGCUGCCGUGCUGAACAUUACCACGAGCACCACCACCACCAGCACCACUCUGCCGCCACACUUCCUGCACUAUUCGCACGGCGAGGCGGUGAAGCACACCGGCUGCUUGAUCAAUGGCCGUUCCUACCGCGUGGGCGAGCAGAUCGAGUCCACGAGCGGUCCCUGCAUCAGCUGCACUUGCGGUGGAGACGGCAAGAUGAAGUGCGAUCCCCAGCAGUGCUUUCCCGAACCCACCAUGCAGCAAGUGAUGGCCGCCGUGGCGUCGGGACGCAAGAGAUGAACCACCAGCCAUGCUCACUAAAUAUAAUUUAACUAAUUCUUAAGCACUGCAGACAACAAUCACGAACCGACGAACCAACCAGCCCAGAUAGCACCACUCGCCAACUAGCAGCAAUAGCAAUAGCAAUAGAAAUCAUAGAGCCAGGAAACCGGAAACAGAACCAGAACACAACCAUAACUCUUGAAACCGGAAAUCCGAAACAGGAAGUCCGGAUAAGCCAAUAGCAAUAGCAAUAGUGUAACCGGACCAGAUGCAAUAGUGUUAAUUUUGGGUUUGCCGACACACGCACUCUAUCAAUUGGAUUACGCCCACUUGUUUCGGAUUAGGUUACGGUGACGAAGCAACCAGUGAUAUUGUACUGUAUACAUAGUAUAGGUGCAAUUAAUUUAGACGCGCUCACUUAAAUCGAUUACUUAUUUGUAUUUGUAUGUGUACUAGUAUUUUGGGCUUGUGACCCUAGUGAUAGGACAUAUAGCCACCACAGCAGCCGACGUAGCGCGUGCCUUGUAAGGUCGUUCAUUGUGCCCGCCGCCAUACAAUCGCUUUCAGGAGACUCUCAGCACCCCACACCACACUACACCACAGAUAGGUAGAGCGACGAUAUUCCGGACACGGAUCGCAAUCAAUGGCGUUACGAAGCCACGGCAUUCGGCCGCCGGGAGGGAUUCUAUACUUGCCCCCUCCGGCGGCUCACUCUUCUCCAAUGCGCUUUUAUAGUAUUUUAGUCACCUUAUUUUAAACAUUAUUAUUUUUGUGUAUAAUUGUUGCUUCUAGUCUUCUUUUGUUGCAAGAGCAACGGAAUCCGCCUGUAACACGCGCACAACCCGAUCGAUCGAUCGAUCGUAUCAUAUAACAUCAGAUCAGAUUAGUCUAGAUCAGAUUAGAUCGUGUCAGAUCGGAUCGGAUCGGACCAGUUGAAUCAAGAUCGGAUCGGACCAGUUGAAUCAAAUUGAGUUGAGUUGAGUUGAAAAACUGUAUCUUCUACGAACUAUUCCAAGCUUUUAUACUUUUAUAUACAAGAUACGUGUAGAGUGGAGAAACGAACGAACUAGUUUUUAUAGCAAUUUUACAAAACGAACGCACGAAUUGCAUAGUUUUAACGGAUUGAAUUUGUACUUCGCCCUAGUGCACCUGCACUGGCACCCGUGUCAGGUGCACAUGAGGUGGCCAAACCGUAGUAUACAUAGAAUUUUUAGAUCAACUGAAACUAAAACGGAAACGGAUACCGAUUACGGAACCGGAAACACACUGUCGGCCAUCGCUACUGCUCGACUGACUGAAAAUCGCACCGAUCGCAGAGAGGAGCUAUCUUUGUAAACUACUUUUUUUAACUACCAGCUGCCGCGCUGGUCAUUACUUUAUUGGUCGUAGAAUAGAACGAAACGAAUGGAUCUUCAGUCACUUGAGCCUUAGCAAUGCGCCGAAAUCUUCAAGCGUUUGAAUCGCGCUGAAUGAAUACGAACAUCAAUUAGUUUUAUAUAAUCUCUAACUAUAGUUGUAGCCCUAAGUAUUUAAUUUUAAAAAUAAAUAAAUAAAUUUUAAUUUAGAUCUUAUUUAUUUGAUAUGUCUUUUAAGAACAGCUCUUGUGUUUCCAUACCUUAUCAUAAUUUAUAUGCAGCUAUUCUUUGUAAUCUAAUAAAUAAAUACAACGCUUUUUAUUGAAAUGUA